AUUUACAGCUAAGCUCAAAAGAAUUCGAUCUUGUGUCGAUCAUAAUAAGAACUAAAAGAACUUAAGUAUAUCCAUAUAGGCACUUUGUACAUUUAACGGUUACUGUUGUUUGGAAGAUCAUUGUCUUGGCGUUGAAAUUAUGAGGCAGUAUUUUCUUCUGCGGUCAUUGUAUUGCUUUUUAACGUACCCACCUAUUAACUACCUACCUGCCGAUGAUUCAUGAUAUUCAAACGAUAACUUGUAAGUAAGUACUUAAUGUUUAUAGGUUGAAUAUUAAAUAUUUUGCCGUUUUAACUAUAACUGUAGGCUGAAAUAAUUGUGCUUCCUUAGCAUAGUACCUACUCAACUCGUCAAGCAUCUGUCAAGCUUGUUUUGAAAUCAAAUUGACAGUAAAAUUAAAAUCUAAACAAACACAUAAAAACAAGAAAUGUUUUAAACCCACAAAAAAUAUUUUAACAUAAAAAUGGCUAGCAAAUGUUCUGUUUCGCCAUCCCGUAAAGGGCGCAACGAGAGUCCUACUAAACAUCCUAUCUUCCUACCUGACGUAGCCCUAGCAGCCAUCUUCGCUUCCAAUAACCAAGAACAGGUCAACGAAUUCAUCACCUUCUUUCUUCAGGCCUUAGCCAGAAACAGCGUUUGGGUCAACAAGAUUCUAGAGAAGUCCAACUACUUCAAGUGUGCUCUAAUGCAAGGCGCUGGCCCCAACAGGUUCAAACUGAUAGAAACUAUCUACCCUAACCUAGAAGGAGACAUCAAACUCGAAGUGCAAGUUAAAGAACACGAGGACCACGACAAAAUCGCUAUAGCAGCACUCACGAGAAUGGCUACUCCUCAUCUUAAAAACGCAAUUGAAUUUGUCAGGAACCGUCUCGGCGAAAACAAGACGCUCCAGGAAGACUUGCUGAGGGGAAGGUCCAUGGGAGUACACUUCGCCGUCUUGAAACCAAUAGAUGAUAAACACUACCGUAUAGUAGAGAGGUUGGUGAUCGACAACUGCCCGACAUCCAAUAAAAAACGUGACAAAUCCAUGUUACAAUUCGCACCGAAGAGAGCAAGAAAAGUUUAAUCAGUCCGUUAAUGUGCAAAGCGUGUUUCUGUGAACAGUAAAAAUAUUUCGGUAACGUAAUGGAGUAAUGGGUAGUUAAGGCCUCCCACAGUGUCGCAUAGCAUGUAAUGACUGCAAUUUGGCAUCAUUGCGACAUCUGACGCUCUCUAUAAAUUAUGCUCAUUUUUGCAACGAUCACUCUCAAUUGCUGAUGAUGAAUACAGAGGUCAAUUUGCGGCAGACACGCUUAACGUGGGCAUUUGUAUAAAUUCGUUAUUUCGAUUAAACAUCCUGUAGGUACCUUU
This is a messenger RNA of Plutella xylostella (diamondback moth), 1350 nucleotides long. The record is from RefSeq and is a predicted model, not a curated record. Lineage: Eukaryota; Metazoa; Arthropoda; Insecta; Lepidoptera; Plutellidae.